Molecule: messenger RNA, 1109 nt
Organism: Sitodiplosis mosellana (orange wheat blossom midge)
Lineage: Eukaryota; Metazoa; Arthropoda; Insecta; Diptera; Cecidomyiidae
Exons: 2
Coding region: 189-1031 (280 amino acids)
Molecular function (GO): protein binding
Source: RefSeq, a predicted model, not a curated record
UACCAUUUACAUUUAAUAUUAAAAAGAGAACGAUUGAUAAAGAAGAAUGGCUCAGCGUUUAUUUGCACUGCAAAAAAGUUGAUUUUCGGGCCUUUGCAGCAACAUCCACCAUCCGACUGAUUCCUUUUCGCGGCAGAGAAAAUACGAUUGAGGAGAAUGUUAAUCCGUUCUUUUUUGAUUACGCUGAAAUGGACUAUGGUACUGCUAAAUUUAUCAAGUGGUCGGAGUUAAUUAACAUUGAAAAGAAUUAUGUUAAAAACGACAUGGCCGUCUUCAAUAUGAAAAUCCAAUCCGCUAAUCCAAAUGACGAAAAUGCAAGCAAGUUGCAAUGCGAUCCCAAAGAAUAUUGUAGUGGCUGCAAUAAGAUUUAUUUUCGACUCACUAUCAACAAUGUGGACAAUCUCAUGGCGGUGCGAAAAUCACGAUUCAUCUUACAAAAAUUCGGAUGGGAUUUAACUGUUUUCAAAAGUUUCACGAAUUGUCUUUGUCUUCGUUUAUGUCCUAAGAAUAGGAUUACCCAAACCACACACACCGUGAAAAUCGACUUCAAAAUGACAUCAUCAAUCGCAGGAGUGCAAAACAUCGAAAAGACUCAAAAUGGGACACUUCUUCGACCCCAUCAAUGUUUAAGCAUGGACUCCAUUAUAUCAUGGGAUGAACUUCUUAAAGCAGAAAAUGGAUUCGUAGUAAACGAUUCUGUUUCGUUUGAAGUCGAAAUCAACAUGAAUAAGGUGGAAGAUGGUACACCAAACGCGAAAAAACGUCGCACAGCAAACGUCGCAGCAGAAGCCGAAGAGAAUGCUGUAGCAUUAGUAUGCGCGAUCUGCUUGGAUGAAAUGAAUAACCAAGACCUAUCAUCAACGUCUUGUAGCCAUUCAUUGUGUACGUGCAACACAAACACUGUUCGGCCCAAUAAGCGCUGUCCAAAAUGCAACGCAGAACGUAUCAUGGAAAUGUUGCGUCGCCAAUCGAUGUCAUCUCCAACAGCAAACACUUUAAAUUCAACCACAGUUAUGACGUCGGACACAUAACAAACGUUUUAUUUUGGAUGUCUUAACGAAUUCAAACGAUUAGAAUUAAGUCAAAAGUUUAAAUUCUUACUUAUUAUC